CAGUGCUGAUCCCACGUGUGACGCUUGCACUCCCGGUUCAGUAAUAUUCUCAUAGCGGUGCUUCGCUUUGCUUUCGCCCUGUUUGUGUGUGUUUGUUAGUUUUUCAGCCUGUAGUUUGAUUAGCAAAAUGGAAGGCGACGGGAGCCAAGCCACCUCUGGAAACUCGAAUGAUUCGCAACACGACCCGGGUAAAAUGUUUAUCGGUGGACUCAGCUGGCAAACAUCACCUGACAGCCUUAGAGACUAUUUUACUAAAUUCGGAGAAAUUAGAGAAUGCAUGGUGAUGCGAGAUCCGACGACAAAGCGAUCCAGAGGUUUUGGGUUCGUUACAUUCGCAGAUGCAGCCAGCGUAGAUAAAGUCUUAGCGCAAACACACCACGAAUUAGACUCAAAGACGAUCGACCCUAAAGUUGCCUUUCCUCGCCGCACCCAACCUAAGAUGGUCACAAGAACAAAGAAGAUCUUCGUGGGCGGAUUAUCGGCGAACACGGUAGUGGAGGAUGUGAAGCAGUAUUUUGAACAGUUUGGAAAGGUGGAAGACGCCAUGCUGAUGUUCGAUAAGACGACUAACAGGCACAGAGGUUUCGGCUUCGUUACUUUUGAGAGCGAGGACGUCGUAGAGAAAGUCUGCGAAAUUCAUUUCCAUGAAAUCAACAAUAAAAUGGUAGAAUGUAAGAAGGCCCAGCCCAAGGAGGUGAUGUUCCCCCCGGGGGCCCGAGGCAGAGCCAGGGGCCUCCCCUACACCAUGGACGCCUUCAUGCUCGGCAUGGGCAUGCUGAGUUACCCCAACAUUGUGGCGACGUAUGGCCGUGGAUACACUGGCUUCGCACCUAGUUACAGCUACCAGUUUCCCGGCUUCCAGGCGACGACGUACGGCCCAGUGGCGGCGACGGCGGCAGCAGUAGCAGCAGCUGCGGCAGCACGAGGCUCAGGUAGGAGCACACGCUCGAGGGGGGGCGCAGACAGAUACCCUUCCUCUGAAGGCCCAGGCUUCCCCGAUUAUGGCUUUUACUCGACGGCGGCGGCGGGAGGCGGCGGUGGGGAGCAGCCACAGCGCGGGGGCCCUUGCUCCUUCGCCGACUACGGCUCCCUGGGGCCCCCGGGGGCCGCCCAGCUACUGCAGAGCGAGCACGCCGCCUCCGCCUCGGCCUGCGCCUCCCCUCUGCAGCACCUGCCCAGCCCGGAGCAGUUUAAGAGCCCAGGUGCCAACCCUGCGCGUCCGGGCGGUUUCCAUGGUGCCAAUAGCCCGGGCCCCGUGGCUGACCUGUACGCGGCUGCCAGCCAGGACUCAGCCGUGGGCAACUACAUCAGCGCCGCCAGCCCCCAGCCUGGAGCCGGCUUCGGACACAGCAUCGCCGGCCCACUGAUUGCCACUGCUUUCACAAAUGGGUACCACUGAGGAGGACCAGACCGUUGGUGGCCAUGGCGAUGGAGCAGGGGAGAAGAGGAUGCUGAGAAGUCCUGGAAAGGUGGAAUGGAGAUUCUAAUUGGUUCAGUGUACAGUUGAUGUCAUUCAACUUCAAGCACUACAGCAACUCACCUCUGCAAGAUACAAGAAAAUGGCACCACAUGUGAAGAACAAAGGAUUUUUUUUUUUUCAAAGAUACGUCAAAAUCAUCUCACAGAAAAAACAACAACUGCUGUACCAUUAAUCCUAUGUUCAGAUAUAUUUGUUAAAAAGACAUUUAUUUUCGUCUUCCUGACUUUUAAGUUUUAUUUUUAUGUAAUUAUGUUUUGUUUGUUUUUUGAGUGUCCCACUCCAAUCUUUUCUCAUUACGGACUAGGCUACGAGGCAUUAACAAGUCUAAUGCCUUUGCUACAAUUAGAUAGUUCUCAACAUGCCAUUUUUUUCGCACAUUGGAAAGAAGUGAAACGACUGAACACGUUUGGAACAAACACACAUUACAUUUCAAGUGUAAAUUAAGAGGGUUAAAAAAACAUACAAAAUCUUAGUAUCUGUUUUUAAAUCUUGUGACGUCUCAUUAUUUCACCAUAAUUACCUAUUUUUGGGCAAUACAAAGAGGACUCCAAUAUUUUUAUGGUCCUUUUUUUUACAAGUGUUGUUUUUUUGUGGUUUAGAAAAGAAAAUGUAUGCUAUAACAUUUUUCAUAAAAAAUACAUUGUGAAAAGAGAUUUAAGGAAAUGUAAAUAUUAUACCAGUCUCUACAUAUAAUCAACUAUGAAUGAAAAAAAAAGAUAUUUUUUUCCGAUGCUGUGUCUACAACGUGUCCCCAGGGUGUACAUAAUCAGACAAUAUACGUACGUACUUCAAAGCAGACUAUCGGUCAGUUACUGAAAGACAGCAGAUAUCCUCAUGGUUAAAUGGUUAUAUACAGUAUAUAUAUACAUGCGUUAUAUCCUUGUCCUGAUAUCUUGCUUUGUAAAUACAAAACAAGUCACAUAGCAGCAAAACAAGAGCAGCAUCAGAGAUAUUCUAUAGAGAUAUGUCAACAUAAUAGGUUUCUAUGGGCACCUAACGCGACCAGGUUCCGGUCUGCCUAAAGGGGCGUGUCAUAAUGCUCCUACAAUGAAUAGAACAGUCCUUAGGUCUGCCUAGGUCUGCCUAAGGGGGGCCAUAAUAGAACCAGGAAACAAUGGGCCAAUGGAACCUCUCUCUCUCUCUACUCUCUCUGGCAGCAUUGCAAGUGUCAUACCAGCAUAUUUCUACACCAUGAGAACAGGACAUGGGAUACAAAUAUACAAACAAACAAACAAACAAACAAAAAAUCUUCUUAACAUUAUAAUUGAUAGAGGCCUAAAUUAUGUCUUACGUCCUGAAGCCCAAUAAAACAUCCAUGUGGGUGAUUAUUGUUUUGAGGUAAAUACAUCGUGAAGGAUUUCAAAGCACACAUUAAUUUUGUGUUUAAAAAAAAAAAAGUCCUGAAAUGAUUUCUGUCUAGAGAUUUUACUCUGACGUUGACAUCCUGACACUUUUCUACUCUCAAUGGGGGAAAAAAGACUUACUGUGUUAUCUGUUGGUGUUGUUAUUUGUUUGUUGUUGUUUGUCUGCUACAGAUGGUUCUGUCAUUUUUAUUUCAGAACAACAGUUUCUGCUUACCACAGAGCCAGCAAGAACACCUUCCUUCUUUUGCUCUGUUCUCUUUUUCAAAAGAAAUAUAAAAAACACACACAAAAAAAACAAAGAAAGGUAAACAUUUUAUAUCAUACCUCAGCCCCACGCCUCUCACCUGGGGGAAAGACAACAUAACUGAUUGAAUUUAUUUUCAGUAGCUCAUGAGAGAGAGUUAAAAUAACAAAAAAAAUAGCUGAUGGAGUAAAAGGACAUAUAAAAUCAUUGCACUGUGACCAGAACGAAAGAUCGGAACCUUUUUUUUUUUCUUCUCUUCUCUUAAUUCUUUGCACAUGUUAAAUGUCGAUGAUGUUGGUCCUUACAAUUAGUCAAGUUUGAAGAAUUGUUGUAACAUGAAUGUCAAAAUGAAGCAAUGAAUACCAAUUUAUAACCUAAU
Engraulis encrasicolus (European anchovy) is the source of this 3467-nucleotide messenger RNA. Its product is annotated as RNA-binding protein Musashi homolog 2-like. The record is from RefSeq and is a predicted model, not a curated record. Gene Ontology annotation, biological process: regulation of translation; central nervous system development. The transcript has 16 exons. Gene Ontology annotation, molecular function: mRNA binding. The coding region runs from base 128 to 1399 and encodes 423 amino acids. NCBI's taxonomy places the organism in Eukaryota, Metazoa, Chordata, Actinopteri, Clupeiformes, Engraulidae. Gene Ontology annotation, cellular component: cytoplasm.